Messenger RNA from Trichoderma breve, 738 nucleotides. Its product is annotated as dienelactone hydrolase family domain-containing protein. The transcript has 4 exons. Gene Ontology annotation, molecular function: hydrolase activity. The coding region runs from base 1 to 738 and encodes 245 amino acids. The record is from RefSeq and is a predicted model, not a curated record. Lineage: Eukaryota; Fungi; Ascomycota; Sordariomycetes; Hypocreales; Hypocreaceae.
AUGGCUUCUAAUCCUCCCGGGCCCUGCUGCUUCACCGGCUUCAAGCAUGAAGGCACCCCUUCGGGCUCCCAAGAAUUGAUUGACGGAGUGAAGACGUAUAUUGCACGUCCUCAAGGCGAUGCGAUAGAAAAGAAAGCAGUCAUUGUUAUCAGUGACGUUUUUGGGGUAUCUCACAACAGCAUGCUAUUGGCUGAUGACUUCGCCGCAAAUGGGUAUCUUGCCUUGCUCCCCGACUUGUUGGAGGGAGAGAACCUUCCCCUCGAUGUCUUUGAGACUGGGUCUGUGGAUAUUCCGUCUUGGGCAGCACGCCACAGCCCGACACAAGUCGAUCCGAUUCUUGACAAAAUUGUCAACUAUUUGCGCAGUAAUCAAAGCAUAGAGAGAAUUGCAGGCGCAGGGUACUGCUUUGGAGGCAAGUAUACUGCUCGAUUUCUCAAAGAAGGAAAGUUGGAUGUUGGCUAUGCAGCUCAUCCCUCAUAUAUAACAUUUGAAGAGCUCGAAAGUAUAGAGAAACCAUUCUCUAUUGCGGCUGCAGAAAUUGAUCACAUCUUCACCCGAGACCUCAGGCAUAAGUCUGAGGAUACUCUCAUUGGCACUCAAAAGCCGUAUCAAAUUAACCUCUUCAGCGGCGUCGCCCACGGAUUCGCUGUGAGAGGAGACUUGACUAAAUCUCUGAACAGAUUUAGCAAAGAGCAAGCAUUUUUGCAAGCGAUCGGGUGGUUCAACGAGUACCUUUAA